AUGCAUCAUGGACUUGGUGCUCAACCACGGUGCUUGGACAUGGUACGUGGACAUGGCGCUUGGCCACAGUGCUUGGCCAUGAUGUGUGGACAUGGUGCUCAGCCAGGGGGUGUGAACGUGGUGCUCGGCCAUGGUGCUCAGACAUGGUGCGUGGACAUGGUGCUCGGCCGUGAUGCGUGGACAUGGUGCUCAGCCCCGAUGCGUGGACGUGGUGCUCAGCUGCGGUGCUUGGACUUGGUGUGUGGACACAGUGCUCAGCCAGGGGGUGGUAAACGUGGUGCUCGGACGUGGUGCUCGGGCGCAGUGCUUGAACGUGGUGCGUGGACAUGGUGUUCGGGCAGGGUCCUCAGCCCGGCGCAGGGGGGUGUGGUGCAUGCACGGUGCACGGGCACGGUGCAAGGGCAUGGUACGUCGGUGUGGUGCUUGGGCACCAUGCAUGGACAUGGUGCUCAGAGGUGGUGCUCGGGCACGGUGCUUGGGGAUGGUGCACGGCCAUGGUGCUUGAACAGGGGGCAUGGGCACGGAGAGGGUGCUCGGGCACGGUGCAAGGGCAUGGUGCAUGGAUGUGGUGCUCGGGCAUGCUCCACAGAUACGGUGCUCGGGCACGGUGCUCACCCACCAUGCUCGGACACGGUGGUUGGGCACGGUGGUCACUCACCAUGUGUGGACACGGUGCUUGGCCAUGGUGCAUGGCCACAGUGCUCACCCACCAUGCACGGACACGGUGCUCGGCCAUGGUGGUUGGGCACAAUGGUCACCCACCAUGUGUGGACACGCUGCUUAGGCACGGUGCUCACCCACCUGCAUGGACACGGCGCUCGGCCAUGGUGUUUGGGCUCGGUGGUCACCCACUGUGCACGGACAGGGUGCUUUGGCACGGUGCUUGGACGUGCUGCGUGGACAUGGUGCUCAGGCACGGUGCUCGUCCAUGCGCCGUGGGCAUGGUGCUCGGGCACGGUGCUCAACUGUGGUGCUUGGACACGGUGCUCGGCCGUGGUGCUUGGGCACGGUGCUCGCCCACCAUGCACAGACAUGGUGCUUGGGCACGAUGGUCAACCCACCGUGUGUGGACACGGUCCUUUGGCACGGUGCUCGCCCAACGUGCACAGACAUGGUGCUUGAGCACGGUGCUCACCAAUCACGUGUGGACACGGUGCUUGGCCAUGGUUUGGCAUGGUGGUCACCCACCAUGCAUGGGCACGGUGCUUGGCCAUGGUGGUUGGGCACAGUGCUCACCCACCAUGCGUGGACGCAGUCCUUGGGCACGGUGCUCACCCACCAUGCGUGGACACGGUGCUUGGCCAUGGUGGUUGGGCAAGGUGCUCACCCACCAUGCGUAGACGUGGUCCUUGAGCACGGUCCUCGCCCACCAUGCACAGACACGGUGCUUGGCCAUGGUGCUCACCAACCGCGCAUGGACACGGUGCUUGGCCAUGGUGGUUGGGCACAGUGCUCAGCCACCAUGUGUGGACACGGUCCUUGGGCAUGGUGCUCGCCCACCAUGCGUGGACACGGUGCUUGGCCAUGGUGGUUGGGCAAGGUGCUCACCCACCAUGCGUAGACGUGGUCCUUGGGCACGGUGCUCACCCACCAUGCACAGACACGGUGCUUGGCCAUGGUGGUUGGGCACGGUGCUCACCAACCGCGCAUGGACACGGUGCUUGGCCGUGGUCGUUGGGCAAGGUGCUCACCCACCAUGCGUAGACGUGGUCCUCGCCCAUGGUCCUCGCCCACCAUGCACAGACACGGUGCUUGGCCAUGGUGCUCACCAACCGCGCGUGGACACGGUGCUUGGCCAUGGUGGUUGAGCACGGUGCCCACCCGCCAUGCAGGGCCACGGUGCUCGGCCACCAUGCACCCCCCCGGCGCUUGGGCGCCGUGCUUCACCGCGACGCUUCACCGGCGCACGGCCCACCGACAGCCCUCACCGCCCCGGCGCGCAGACGCCCGCCGCUCGCACCUGCUGCACGGCACCGUCACCAUCCCCCCCCCGCCCCAGCGCCGCCCCGGCCCCGGUCCCACCGCGCUCCCCCCAGCUCCUCGGGCUCCCCGAAUCCCCGGUGGCCCCCGCCGCGAGGGCUCAGCCGGGCAUCCCGCUUCUCUGCCCGUCUCUUUCUUUUCCCCCUUUUAUCCAUUUUUUUGGGGUUUUAUUGGUGCUACUUUCUUCCCCUUUGGCUUCCCGUCAGCGCCGGGGCAGCAGCGACCCCGCGCCCCCCGCCCCCCCCCCCCCAAAUCAAGGCAAAUACCUCAACCCCCCCCCCAAAGCGAGCGAAACUGGGGCGAAUCUUUCCGAAAUCAGGGAUCCUUUCGCAGCGGUGUUUCUUCCUUAAUUAAUAACUCCCCCCCGCCCCUUAUCCCUUUCCGCCCGGGUUUUUUCCUCAUUUUUUCCGCAUCCUUCAGGGAUUACAAACCGCCGUAAUUUCAGCCUCAGUUUGAUUCCAGGAGCAAUUAUUAAUUAUUAUUAUUAUUAUUUUUUUGCCGUGGGUUUUUGCACCCACGGCACAAAAGAUAAUAAUAAAUAGAGGUAAUAAUUCCAAAAUUUGAAAAUAAAGCGCCGUUUCUUCUGGGAUUCAGGAAUUCAGUCGGAGGCCGGGGGGGGGGGGGGGGGAGAUGGGUGUUAUUUUUGGCGUUUUUUUGUUGGGUGUGUGGGGUUUUUUUUGGUUUUUUUUUUUUUUGGUUGUUUCGAGUUGGGUUUUUUUGGGCUCAUUGAGGAGGGGAGGUGGGACGGCGGCAGGCGGAGUUGUUGGGGGGGGGGGGGACACACACCGCGGGGGUGUCCCGGCGGCUCCGAAAAAUUCACACUUGAAGAUUUCUUGGUCGGCUCGGGACUGUGGUUACUUGAAAUGAAGUUUUUUUCCGGGGCGGAUCGAGGACCGGUAGAUUUUUUUUUCCCCCAUGUCUCAAGGCAAUAGGAUUAAUGUGUAUUAAACUGUAGAUACUUCUAGGACAGUAAAUUUAUGCUGAUAAUUUUAUUUUGUAUAAUUUUCCCCUUUUCUUUUCCCCCCCCGUCUUUGUGUUUCGGUUUGGUUCCCCCCCCCCCCCCUCCCCUUUAACACCCUUUUCUUUUUUUUUUCCUUUCCCCCUUUCAGUGUUUUGGUAAAUUUAUUUUUUAGGAUGCCUAAAAAUUGCAAGUUUGGAU
Molecule: messenger RNA, 3139 nt
Organism: Chroicocephalus ridibundus (black-headed gull)
Lineage: Eukaryota; Metazoa; Chordata; Aves; Charadriiformes; Laridae
Exons: 2
Coding region: 1-1122 (373 amino acids)
Source: RefSeq, a predicted model, not a curated record